UUUGGUUCAUUUGUGACAAUAUUUUGUUUUAAACAUUGUAUUUAUGAUCCUAGUGUAUUAUGUCCUUGAUUUAUUUUUAUAAAGUUGUAUAUGAAUGUGUAUUUUGAAAAUUAAAUGUGUGUGUCUCAUUUUGACUUUAUUAACAAAUGCUGCCAGACUGAUAGUAUCAGUUUGAAAUUGACUAUUAACAGCGUUAGCUGAUUUAUCGUUAUUUCCAUCGCAGAUUGGCCAAUAGGUGGGCAAUAGCCACACAAAUAUUGCCGCGAAUGAACCGAAAUCCCAAAUCUUCCUAGGCCCCUAAUUCCCAUAUUUGGCAUUACAUACUCCUAAAAACUUCAUUAAAUAAUCAGGGGUACUUUACUAGAAAAUCCAGGUCUCGGCUCAUAAUAAAAUCUUCAACUCGUUAACCUUCUACGUUAACCUUGAUAGGUUUUGUAUAGAAAUUAAAGAGAGCAUCAUAUGGGUUAGAAUAGAAAAAUUUUCAAUAAUACAAAGAUACUACCACUUGGGUUUUGUAAAAAAAAAUAUGAAGAUUUAAAAGGUACACACACAGCCACGCGCACGCACACACACACACACACACAUACACACAUAUCAAGAUGUUUUUUACCUUUUUUUGAAAAGAUAAGGAUAACGCGAAUAAGAUUUAUUUAUCUACUAAUUUGUAUCAAAUAAUAAAUAUCGUAAAGCAAAAGGAAAAGAAUAAAACCGUAGAAAUAAGACGCAAUAGCAAUAGUAGCGUUGAUAGUAAAAAAUUUAGAAAAAAUAACGGAUAAUGAACAAGCGAGAUAAAUAACAAUAGAAUUAUUAAUUUGUUUAGAAUGAGCUUGGCGAAGAACAUGACUAACGUAAAUGUAAACGAAACAGAAAUGAACGAACAUAGACUAGAACCAUUAUGGAAAGUCAAAGGAAGUAAAGACAUAAAUAAACCGCCUAGACAAUAUUCAACGCGUGGAUUAAAGCAAAAUCAAAUGGUAAAAAUAGAAACCAAAAUAACAAAUCAAUACAAACAUUAUAUAGAGACAGACAAGCACGAAACACCGUGUAAAAUGACAAACAUAGCAGAAUCUAACAAUAAAGGUUACGAAAUAAAACAGCAAAUUCUAACAAUGAAUUUAGUAUUUGAUAAAAAAAGAGAAUACGAAAAUCUAAAACGCGAAUUAAGAGCAAUAGAACAGGAAAAACAUAAACACCAAGACACGAUUAGACAGAAAACCAAGAUAGAAUUAAAUGAAGACAAACUCGUAGGAAAUCAACAACAAAUAGGUCGAACAAACGCGAACAUUAAAGAACAGUCGAAAAUAGAAUUACCUUACAAAUGGGAAGAACGCACAAAACAUAAUUUAAAAUCAGAAAAAGAUAUAAUACAUAACGUCGUGCAAAUUGAAGAUAAAGUAAGAAACGAAUUAGAAAAGAAUAGUAGAAAUAAAAUCGAAAUCGAGAUAGGAAAUAUCGGCAAAAGAGAUAUAAUUCAAACAACGAACAAUAGCCGCGUAAUAAUACAACCAAGACGUAUAGUUCGCGAAAUAGAUGAGACAAACGUCGCAAAAACUAUAACAAUAAAAAAGUCUACAGAUAACGGAUUAAGAAAGGCAAAUAAACAUAAAACAAGUUUUGAAAACGAUUUUAAAAUACUAGCAAACGAUAGAAUAACACAAGAAAUAAAAUCAAAAAAUAAAAACAAUCACAUAAAUUUAGUAAAUAAAAGCGUAGCAUUUAAUAAUGACAUGUCACUAUCAGACACAGAUUCCGAACAAGAGAGUCAAAACAAAACAUUAAAUCAAAAAAGUAUAACAACAUUAGGAACAGAAUCGGAAAAUAGCAAAUCAAUAAAAGAAAAAGUAGAAAUAAAAGAAUCAAUUAAUAAUAGAACAAUAGAAAAAAAGUUGCAACUUUUGGAAAAACAUAAAAAUAUAAAUAACAAUAUGAAGAUAGUACUAAAUAAAAGUAUAGAACGCGCUAAAAUCACCGAGAGACGUAAAAAGAUACGUAAAAUUGCAUAUAACGUAACACGAGCAAUCAAAACAACAGAGACUCCAAUUCCAGAAAAUUCAGACAAAAAUAAGACUAUAAACAAUUACGACGAGACAUACAAACGCGAGACAGAUCCGAAAACGUGCAAAUCCGCGAUAAAUUAUAACGAGUACGACAAGACAUGUAACAGCAAGAAUGAAGAACAUACAGACCCGUUGACUACGCAGUACCAACGAGUGACCACAAAUCGUGCCACCACGGUAAAACCAAGUAUGCAGCAGGCCGACCACAUGCGAGAGAUUACCAGUCUUUCCGAGACACUCGAAAGCGCAAGUGCAAAUAAUACUGAAAAUACGGAUAACGUGCAUAACGUAGUGAAAAAAAACAACGAGAAAGAAAUAGUGACAAAACAUGCGAACAAUGAUACACGUGACAACGUGAGUGCACAGGAGACAGACAGAGACAAACGUACAAACAAAAUAACGACACAACAGAAACAAAGCAAAGUAAACAGAAUGAUGCCGGAAAGGAUAAAAGAUCUGAAACGAGAAAAAGAGAAUGAAAUCGAUACGACAAAUACAAUGCCGAGAUCAAACACGAAUGAGACGGAAAAUAAUACAUCGUUAGAAUCAUCCACUGACGGGGCGUACGAACGAACAAACGACAUGGCAGAAUAUACAUAUAAAGAAAGAUUUGAUCAACUGCGCAACGAGGAAGAUACAUUAAUCAAAGAAAUAAAAUCACAAAUAUUAGAAUCACAAAUCGAUUGGCAGAUAAUGAUCCAAAAAGCACUAAACAGAAUAGAAGUUUUAAAUACAAUAAAAAAAUAUGAUAGCUACCAGCAAGACAGAAUGGAAAGAAAACAUGCACACGAAACAGACAGAGACAAACGUACAAACGAAAUAUUGACACAACAGAAAGAAAGCAAAGUAGACAGAAUGAUGCCGGAAAGGAUAAAAGAUCUGGAACGAGAAAAAAAGAAUAAAAUCAAUAUGACAAAUACAUUGUCGAGAUCGAACAUGAAUAAGACAGAAAAUAAUAAAUUGUUAGAAUCAUCCAAUGACGGAACGUACGAACGAACAAACGAUACGGGAGAAAAAUAUACAUAUAAAGAAAGGUUUGAUCAACUGCGCAACAAAGAAGAUACAUUAUUCAAGGAGAUAGAAUCACAAAUCGAUUGGCAGAUAAUGAUCCAAAAAGCACCAAACAGAAUAGAAGUUUUAAAUAAAAUGAAAAAAUAUGACAGUUACGAGCAAGACAGAAUGGAAAGAAAACUUGCACACGAGACAGACAGAAAAAAACGUACAAACGAAAUAUCGGCACAACAGAAAGAAAGCAAAGUAGACAGAAUGAUGCCAGAAAGAGUAAAAGAUCUGGAACGAGUAAAAAAGAAUGAAAUCAAUACGAUAAAUACGAAGUCGAGAUCGAACACGAAUGAGACGGAAAAUAAUAGAUUGUCAGAACCAUCCAAUGACGGGACGUAUAAACGAACAAGCGAUACGGGAGAAGAAUAUACAUGUAAAGAAUAUACAUGUAAAGAAAUGUUCGAUCGAUUGUGCAACGAGGAAGAUACAUUAAUCAAGGAGAUAGAAUUACUAAUAUUAGAAUCACAAAUCGAAUGGCAGAUAAUAAUUCAAGAAGUACUAAACAGAAUAGAAGUUUUAAAUAAAAUGAAAAAAUGUGACAACUACGAGCAAGAUAGAAUGGAAAGAAAACGUGCACACGACGAAACAAUUAAAGCAGAACGUCAAUUAAGGAAACUCGUGUAUACAAAUUAUACCAUUAAACCGCACGCAAAGAGACACGUAAAAAAAAUAAUAAAAGAUGAACAAGGAAGAAAGAGGUGUAAAGUCCGAGCGAAUGUAACGUUCACGGAUAUCAGCGAACCAUCGAUCAGAAAAGAAGAUAAGAAAAAACAAGUGCGAAAUACAUUUAAAAUUAAAAUUAAAUUAACAGAAGAUAAAAUAACAUCAAAUGCAAAAAUGACGACAAAACAGACAAGCGAAAUACAGUAUAAGAACACAGACAAAAAAGAGUUUACGAUAAAAAAGACAUACGUUGAUAAACACGAAACGAACAUGGAGACAAUUUAUGAUAUAGAAAUGGAAAAUCAAGAAAAGACAGACGAGACGAAACGACAAAACACGAAGAAGAUCAUACAAAAAAGUAACAAACUUGUUACAUCAACACCGAUCGCAAAAGAGACAGACGAACAUAUGGUAAUACCAUCAAAGGAUGCAACGUACGGAAGAUUCAUAGAAAAAACCAGUGACGCAAAAACAGAAAAUCAAGAUUCAAUAAACGGGAUGAAACAACAAGACACGAGGAAGAACGUACAAAAAAGUAACAAACUCGUUACAUCAACACCGAUCGCAAAAGACUUAGACCAAUAUAUGGCAGAACCAAGUACGAGAUAUGGAUCACAAAGAAUAGAAACAAGAACAGCACAGAGAAAUAAAAGACAUAAAGAUUCCAUAAUAAUAACGGAAUCACCAAAAAAAAUUAACAAACGACGAACAACCGUCAUUAAAUGCCAAGAGAAUAAAACGGAACAAAUAAAAGAGAAAAUCGAAAGCCUUCGAAAAAAUAAAAACGUAUUUCAAUCUCAAGAUGACGAGAGUGAAAAGAGAAGUAUAACAAAGAACGACAAAGUGGUGAAAACAAACGAUAACAUAACAUCCAUAAGAAAUAAAAAAACGGAUAAACAGCUACGAGUAGAAAUAAAAAGUUUAUCGAUCAAUCAGAUAAAAUAUACCGUGAAACGCAAGCGUGAACAACAAAAAGAGGAAAUAGCCACCAGAAAAAAAACAAAUAACGGAUACAAGGAAGAACAAAAAAGGGAAGAACGUACAAAAAAUAACAAAACAACCGAUAAACGCCAAAAAGAACGCGAUAAUAAAAGCAAAAAAGAGGAUAAGCUUAAGAAACGAAGGAUCAAACACCAAAUACUAACACAAGAGCAGGAAGAGAAAAGAGCAAAAAGAAAAAAACAAUUAGCACAUUACCGUGUGAGAAUGCCUCAAAAAUGCCGAAAUGUAUCAUACUGUAAUCGUAACGACAAGAGCAGAUUUGAGAAAAUGACAACGCAAGAAAUCACAGAGAUAAAAAAAAGAUUACGUGGACAGCAGAAGUUCGAACCAAAAAUAACAAAAGGCGUACCAAAAUACGUAGCCCACAAAUAGUGAGAGGAUAUAAAACCAUAACUCAGUGACAAAAAAUGAACACCAAACCGAUCAGAAUAACGAGCAAGGACGAAGAAAUAAGCGCUCAGACAAAGGAACGAGACGAGGCAGAAGCAUCCACAAAACAAACAGCGCAGAAAAACUCGCUAUUUGUGAAAGCGACUCAGACAUCGAACCUAAAACGCCCAAAAGACCAAAUACGCCCAGACGACGUAUGACGCAGAUGAUAUAAAAAGACUACAAAGAAUAAACCCAGCAGUCGGCGCAGCAACAGCAGCAGCGAACAAGACGCGUAAGCGAAAAAAUUAAUUAAAUGUAAAACUUUGCGUGGAAUGGUCAACGUAUGUAUAAUAAUUAGCGUAGGAUUAAGUUAAAUUUUAUAUUAUAGUAACACGUUAGAUAUAGAUAAGUAAUUUUAAAACAUUUUUAGCAAAACGCGCAAAGUGGCGCAAUUUUAGUUUAUUAUAUCCUAAUAUUAAUAAUUAUAAUCAUAAUCAUAAAGCAUUUAAUUUGACAAUAAUCACAUUAAUUUGUUUACUAAAUAUAGAAUAAGGGCCAUAUUCAUAUUAAAUUCAUAAUUUUAAGCCGUAAGUGCAUGUACAUCCAGCGUCAUUGAUUCUGUCCUUCAGAAAAUUUUUCAAAUUAAGAAGUCGCUAUCUUUCUACAUACUUACAGUUUAUGAUUAACGUAAUGACCAAUAAGCUCUAGUCAUUACAUUAAUCGUGAACUGCGAGUAUAUAAAAGAUGAUGAUGACUUCUCAGUUUGGAAAAUUUCCUCAGGAACAGAAUCAAUGACGCUGGGUGUAUGUGAGUGUGUGAAAAAGUGUGAAUGAAAAUGCGAGAAUGAAAGAACCAACAACUUGACAAUAUUUUUAAAAAUACCAUAACUGCUAUAGAAACGUGCCGUCCUCGUUUCACGUAAAGGUUCUCUCUCACUCUCAUUCACGCUAGCGAAUGCAAAGCAAGUUUGUUUGCGCGGACCAAAGUAUUGUUUUGAUUUGAUAGGCUGUCGGUAUGAUAUCUAAUCAAUAUGACAAGUCACAUUUAACAAUUAUGCGUGAUAAACACCAAGAUGCGAUGCGUGUGUCUAGAAUGCGCCUAACCUUCUUAGAGAAGGCAUUAAUGAUCGCUUGUGUAAAUCAAAA
Solenopsis invicta (red fire ant) is the source of this 6301-nucleotide messenger RNA. RefSeq names its product trichohyalin-like. The transcript is spliced from 2 exons. The record is from RefSeq and is a predicted model, not a curated record. The coding region runs from base 822 to 5156 and encodes 1444 amino acids. Lineage: Eukaryota; Metazoa; Arthropoda; Insecta; Hymenoptera; Formicidae.